GAUUUUCUUGUACAAUGUCUAAUAUUCAUGGAGUAGAUCAUCAUAUGUCUUGAUAAAGUGAACUCUAUCAACUCUAAAUCAACAUGAACAAUACCGAUAUUUUUCCACAAAUCAAGAUAGAACGACCGUUAUACCAAAAGGAUCAACUUAGAGAACAGCUUCGAUAUGAAGAUACCAAAAAAAAUUUAUUAUCCCACUGUUGCGGUGAGAAACUACGUUUCAAGAGAAUAAUCACUAAAGCAGUGCCAUCGAUACGAUGGUUAGGGAAUUACGAUUGGAAAGGAGAUGCAACUUCAGAUCUGAUAGCUGGGAUAACGUGCGCUAUCAUGCACAUACCACAAGGAAUGGCAUACGCUUUAUUAGGGAACGUACCUCCAGUAGUUGGAAUAUAUAUGGCUGUAUUCCCUGUUCUGGUCUACGUUAUUUUUGGAACAUCUAGGCAUAAUUCUAUGGGUACGUUUUCCAUAGCCUGUUUGAUGACAGGUAAAGCAGUCCUGGAACACAGCGAUCCAGCCUACUUCAAAGACCUAGACGUCCUUGAAGCUUCCAGUAAUACCACUGAUGUGUCAACUGGAUACACGCCAAUCCAAGUAGCUACUACGGUAACCUUUGUAGCAGCAGUGGUUCAGUUGGCUAUGUAUUUUUUGCGACUGGGUGCUGCUAGUGCUCUUCUCUCUGACAUGCUGGUUAAUGCAUUCACUGCUGGUGCAGCGGUCCAAGUGGUGAGCACUCAAAUCAAGGAUCUCUUGGGCAUAUCUCUUCCUAGAUACAAAGGAUAUUUCGCUCUAGUCUAUACUGUAAUUGAUAUAAUAAAAAAUCUGGAGAAAGCCAACCAUGUAGCCAUAUUGAUAUCGGUCAUCGCAAUACUGAUUUUGUGCAUCAACAAUGAGAUACUGAAGCCAAUUGUGGCCAAAAGGACUUCAAUUCCCAUACCCAUCGAACUGGUCGCUGUUGUUUCUGGAACGUUGAUUUCUCAGUAUUUCUUCCUGAGCGAAAACUAUGGCAUCAAAGCAAUUGGAGAUAUACCUACAGGGUUACCAGAACCCGCUCUCCCGCCAUUGUCUCUGUUCAAGGAUGUUUUUUUGGACGGAACCGCUACCGCCAUAGUCUCGUAUGUCACGUCUCUUUCUUUAGCAAUGAUGUGGGCCCAAAAAGUUGACUACGAAGUAGAUGCCAAUCAAGAACUCCUAGCGAUGGGAGCCUCAAAUAUCGUUGGAUCCCUGUUCUCUUGUAUGCCAGUAUGUGCAUCAUUGUCCAGAUCAAUGAUACAGCUUGUCGUGGGAGGAAAGACACAGCUGGUCUCGAUUAUUGCCAGUGUUAUUUUAGUGGGCAUACUUCUAUGGUUGGGUCCAUUCUUCGAACCACUACCAAGGUGCGUUCUGGCUAGCGUGAUAGUAGUAUCUCUCAAAGGUAUGCUGAUGCAAGUCAAAGAUAUCAAGAAGUUCUGGAAGCUCAGUAAGCUAGAUGCGGCUGUGUGGAUAAUGACCUUCUUUACCGUCGUCCUAGUUGGAAUGGAUGUGGGAUUGCUGGUCGGAGUGGCCAUGUCUCUGAUAUCCAUUUUCAUCUUCAGCUUCAAACCUUACACUUGUCUGUUGGGCUCUGUGCCCCAUACCGAUCUCUAUUUGGAUAUCACCAAGUAUAAAGGGGCAAAGGAGAUUGAUGGAAUGAAAUUGUUCCAUUAUAGUGGAGGAUUGAACUUCGCAACCAAGAAUAUUUUUAGAGACGAGCUUUAUAAAUUAGUUGACCUGAACCCACAAAAAGAGCAUAUCAAUAGGAAAAAGCUCGAAGCUACACAGAAGAAGUUGGAAAAUAGUACGAAGACGUUUAACGAGAAGAAGUUGGUUAAACUUAGUGGGAAAAUAAACAUGACACUCAAAUGCGUCAUCAUGGACUUUUCCUCAUUGAGUUAUAUUGAUCCUUCAGGAGUUUCAAUGCUACAGAAUGUGAUAGAAAGUUUCAGGAAAUUGAAUGUUUCCUUCUACAUCGCUGGGUGUUCUGAUCGCGUUUAUGAUACAAUGGUAAAAUGUGACCUGGUAGGUAAUGGUUCAGAGGCUAUCAAGAUAUUCCCAAGUAUACAUGAUGCUGUAGAGUGUGUCUCAUUCAUCUUAGGAAUUCAUUCUGCAGUUGAAGACGGUAUAUCCAGAAUCACGUAAUUCUGAUGGCAUCUCAAUUUCAAUUGCAUUCUUUGAUGAGGAUCAAUCCUGCCAGUUACUCAGAAAGGGACAAAUAGCUCUAGACAGUUAUAACGAAGAAAUAAUAAUCUGUGAUCUAAUAAAAUUUUUAAGU
Molecule: messenger RNA, 2286 nt
Organism: Phaedon cochleariae (mustard beetle)
Lineage: Eukaryota; Metazoa; Arthropoda; Insecta; Coleoptera; Chrysomelidae
Source: the annotation of a GenBank genome assembly